Messenger RNA from Acanthosepion pharaonis, 915 nucleotides. Lineage: Eukaryota; Metazoa; Mollusca; Cephalopoda; Sepiida; Sepiidae. The record is from the annotation of a GenBank genome assembly.
AUGCCGCCAGAAAUCAAAACCGGUGACCCAAAAGAUGAACACGGAGGAAUAAAGAUGGGAAUACCCUCAGACUACUGCGAUAAUGCAAAGGACUUGAUUAAUGUUGACUGGAACGAUUCCAAAGAAGAUUACACGUGUUAUUCAGGAAAGAUUGUUCCCAAAUCUAAGAACAAAAUUACAGAAACAGUUGACCCUCAUGAAGAAAAUCCAGUUCACAUUUGUUUGCCAAAUCCAAUCAAUUACAAAGAAGCCAUACCGACAUCCGGCAGUCACCGUCCAUUAUGGCCGAAAUAUGGAGAGUACUUAUAUUUACCACCGCAGAGAUGGGUUCAUUCGCUAGAACAUGGUGCAGCUGUGUUUCUUUAUCAUCCUUGUGUUGAUGAAAAUCAGCUGGAAUAUUUCAAAGAAAUUGCAUUCAAAUGCUUAAAGAAAAUCAUCAUCACGCCAUACAAAAAUGUUCCAGUAGAACAGCCGUUUGUGGUAGUUACAUAUCGAGCAAAGUUAAUGAUGAAUAGGGUGCAACGAGAUGCCAUUGAAAAGUUUAUACAAUUUAUACUUAUCUAUCUAUCUGGAUCUAUGCUUAACUAUCUAAUUAUCUAUCUGGGUCUAUUCUUUUCUAUCUUAUCUAUCUAUCCGGGUCUAUUCUUAUCUCUCUGUCUGGGUUUAUGCUUAUCUAUCCAUCUAUCUAUUUGGGGCUAUUCUUUAUCUAUCUAUCUAUCUAUCUAUCUAUCUGGGUCUAUUCUUAUCUAUCUAUCUAUCUAUCUAUCUGGGUCUAUUCUUAUCUAUCUAUCUAUCUAUCUAUCUAUCUAUCUAUCUAUCUAUCUAUCUAUCUAUCUAUCUAUCUAUCUAUCUAUCAGUAAGAGUCGGGGAAGAAGAGUGUGUCGGCAUCUAGAAGACUAUCUAAUCAAAGAGUGA